This is a messenger RNA of Acanthoscelides obtectus, 266 nucleotides long. NCBI's taxonomy places the organism in Eukaryota, Metazoa, Arthropoda, Insecta, Coleoptera, Chrysomelidae. The record is from the annotation of a GenBank genome assembly.
CCGAUUGAAGAUAUUUUAACUGAUGCUGAGUUAAUUCAAACAUCAAAACGAAACUCAUCCUUUCAUUAUAAGAUCAAAAUUGGCAGCUGGACGAGAACUAAUGGUUUGCAAAAAAGCUUUAGCGGGGCUUUAUGGUAUAAAGUUUGGUAGGAUUGAUCGAAUUGGGCAAGCUAAAAAAAGUAACUCGGGUCCUCCGACCGACAAAAGGGGUUUAUCUGAACGAUCCAGGGUACUUAAAAAACCAGAAGCUCUAAUCUGACAAAUUG